Molecule: messenger RNA, 3651 nt
Organism: Tachysurus fulvidraco (yellow catfish)
Lineage: Eukaryota; Metazoa; Chordata; Actinopteri; Siluriformes; Bagridae
Gene: ksr1b
Product: kinase suppressor of ras 1b
Exons: 19
Coding region: 293-3106 (937 amino acids)
Biological process (GO): protein phosphorylation
Molecular function (GO): ATP binding; protein kinase activity
Source: RefSeq, a predicted model, not a curated record
CUACCAAUGUCUGACAAGAGAGGAAAGGGGGAAAAACUCCGCGAGGCGCUCAACAAAGCCGAAGACGACUGAACAAAGUGACAGCACGACUUGUUAAAUCAGCUGAGUUUGUGUUUUAGUCUAAUGGAUGUCAACUGACAGUUUCAGCGGUCACUUUAUUCCGAUGGGGCGCUUUGGCUCCAGGCUGAUUAAUGCCCCUUGGUAGACGUGUAGAUGUUUAAACAUGUGUUUGCGGUAACAUUCAAGUUCUCGGUGCGGCUACAGCCUUCCAGACAAGUGCCAAUGCUGAGGAAUGGAUGGUGAAGAAGGGAACAUGGUGUCCACUCGGGAUGAACAGGUGGAAGGGAACAGCGCGGACACAUCAGCCAUCCAGCAGUGCCAACUUCUCCAAAACAUCAUCGACAUCACCAUCUCCAAUUUACAGGGACUCCGGACGAAGUGCGCAGCGUCCAACGACCUGACACAACACGAGAUCCGCACCCUGGAGGUGAAACUGGCAAAGUACAUCAGUAAGCAGCUGCAAUGUAAGCAGAGGGUUCCGUUGUGUGAGCGAUCGCUGGCCCUCAGCGCAUUCCCACAUCUAGUGGAUUGGCUCCAUACCAUUAACCUCAGGCCUGAAUUCAUAGAGUCAGUCCCAGUGAAUCUGUCUCUCGAUGCAUUGCUGCAGAUGUCUGGUUCUCAGGUGCAGGAGACCAUGAGGAAAUUGGGCUCCAGUGCUGAUGAGUGCUCCCGCAUCACUGCUGCACUUUCCUGUCUCAAGAGCACCAGCACCUCCUCUACCUCCUCCACCUCCAGCUCUGGGCCUUGGACAGGACGGGAGCUCAAAGAAGACGGAAUUCCCUGGAUCGUAGAACCUGCUCGCUGUGACAGCCCAGCUAAUCAGCUCUCCUGCAUCACUCAAAGCUCACAACUCUACAGCCCAAACCCAGCCAUUCAUGUUCCUUUUGCUCCCACUAUGCCUGGCUCCCAACGUUCUGUGUCUGUUUCUGCUGUACCCUCUCUGGACUUCCCAGCGGGGUCCCAUCUUACCCCAUUAUUGAAUGGACUAACCGACCCCUUCUGCUCCUCACCUCAGCUGCUACGGCGCCCACAGGGAAUGGUAUCGACUCCGCCCCCUACACCACCCGCUAUUAGGAAUGACCUCUUGAAGCUACCACACACACCACCACCGCCAUCCAAGCUCCGCCAGCUUUUUCCCGCCCUUCCUCGUAGCAAAAGCCACACGCAGCUUGCCAACCGCAUAGAGGAGCCUGCACACAAGAAUGCAACAAAGAAUAAGAUGCUUCUCAAUGUCCAUGUAAAUGUGCAAGAUGUGAGAAAUGGCUGUGAUGAUUCACUUUCACGCUUGCCACUGCUCUCUGUCCCUUCUCCACAUAUUAUUCCCAACACACGAAUCCAUGUGGAAAGUCCAACACUGAAAGACAAAGGAAGAUCUCCACAGGCUAUGAGGAGAGAUUAUGGUCUUACAAUCACACAUAGGUUUUCCACCAAGUCAUGGUUCUCCCAAACGUGUGCGGUGUGUCGGAAAAAUAUGCUCUUUGGUGUAAAGUGCAAACACUGCAAGUUAAAGUGCCAUAACAAGUGUACCAAGGAAGCACCUCAGUGCCAGAUCAUUCCAAUUUCGAAAAUCAGAAGGACAGAGUCAGUGCCCUCUGACAUUAAUAACCAGGUGGAGCGGCUACCUUCAACUACACAAUUUGGCACAUUACCAAAGACGUUAAACAAAAAGGACCUUCCUCCACCGGUUAUUCAGCCAGACUCUAGCAGUAACCCCUCUUCCACCACCUCCUCCACACCUUCCUCACCUGCCUUCAGCUCAAGCAACCCACCAAGUGCCACUCCACCAGCAAACCCUUCUCCUAAAGGGCCCAAUGAUGGCCGAUUUCACUUCCCAGCUUCCUGCCAUUAUCAGUUCAGACAACAGUUUAUCUUCCCUGAUAUAUCGGGUUCUCAACAUCAGGAUGGCCAUGAAUUAGGAGACACAGAACAAGCAUCGAAUGAGCUGAUCAUACAGGCAGUGAGGCAGGAAGAAGCAGCUGAAAAUGACGAUGUGGAUGGUGAAGAAGAUCAACAGGAAAAUGAAAGACAAGACGAGGCGGCUUCUUAUGGGGAAUCUGAAGGUGAAGACGAUGAACUGGACGACCUGCCCAGCUGCACGAGACCCUGGAAGGGCCCCAUCUCACGCAAGGCCAGUCAGACGAGUGUAUACCUGCAGGAGUGGAAUGUUCCCUUCGAGCAAGUUGAGCUUGGGGAGCUUAUAGGGAAAGGCCGCUGGGGAAAAGUGUACCGAGGACGCUGGCAUGGGGAGGUGGCCGUGCGCUUGCUGGAAAUAGAUGGGAAUAACCAAGACCACUUGAAGCUUUUUAAGAAGGAAGUGAUGAACUACAGACAGACUCGGCACGAGAACGUGGUGCUGUUUAUGGGAGCAUGUAUGAACCCUCCUCAGCUGGCCAUCAUUACAAGUUUCUGCAAGGGUCGGACGCUGCACUCUGUUGUCAGAGAUUCUAAAAGCUCACUUGACAUCAAUAAGACCAGGCAAAUCGCUCAGGAAAUCGUAAAGGGAAUGGGUUACCUCCAUGCAAAGGAUAUCGUGCACAAGGAUUUAAAGUCCAAAAAUGUGUUUUAUGACAACAACAAAGUGGUGAUCACAGACUUUGGUUUGUUUGGAGUAUCAGGAGUGGUUCAGGAGGAUCGGCGAGAAAAUGAACUGAAACUGCCUCAAGGUUGGAUUUAUUACCUUGCUCCUGAGAUUGUACAGAAGAUGUGUCCUGGAAAUGAAGACCUCUUACCCUUUUCUAAAGCUGCUGAUGUUUAUGCCUUUGGCACUAUCUGGUAUGAGCUGCAGGUGAGAGACUGGCCUAUUAAAACCCAGCCAGCCGAAGCUGCUAUCUGGCUGCUGGGAAGUGGAGAAGGCAUAAAGAGACAGCUGGCCCAGAUCAGCCUGGGCAAGGAAAUAACGGAGAUCUUGUGUGCGUGCUGGUCCUUUAAACUUGAGGACAGACCAACAUUCUCUCAGCUAGCUGAUUUACUAGAGAAGCUUCCUAAGCUCAACCGGAGACUCUCCCACCCUGGACAUUUCUGGAAGUCUACUGAGUAUGUAUCAUAGAGCUGUGAGCUUGCAAGCUGUCAGCCUGCACUUCCUCACUAAAGAGAGCAAGCCGAAGUGAACUCUUCACAGUAAUCUUUAAGAGAUAAAUGUGUGUCUGAAUGUGUGUAAAGUCUUCUUUGUUUCCUGAGCCUUAUCCAAGAGUCUUAAAUUUGUAAGACAUUUUUAAAGUAUAUCUGAUUUACCUUCAACACAUGACUUCAAUUCAGAAUUCAGUGAAUUCAUUGCAGCAGAAUUCAUCGCAGCAAAAUUCAUUUAUUUUUUAAUGAGCUUCGGUUUAAAAUGUGAAUAUUUUAUUGUGAGAAACAGCUCUAUAUGUUUAGUCUGAGUAAUGGAAAGUGUGAUAUACUGUAUGGGUGUUUUUUUUUAAUGUGUGUUUUUUGUUUUGUUUGUUUUUUUAACUGAUGAUUCUUGGCAUAAGGUGCAGAGUACUGUACUUUAUCUAUUGGAAAUCUAUUUUCCUGACAGUUAUUUUGGUACAUCAGAAUAAGACUUCAUGCAUCAUAGUCACAUAUUUCUAAAGCUGUUAGUAGAGAUACACCAGU